Messenger RNA from Camellia sinensis, 908 nucleotides. The record is from RefSeq and is a predicted model, not a curated record. NCBI's taxonomy places the organism in Eukaryota, Viridiplantae, Streptophyta, Magnoliopsida, Ericales, Theaceae.
AGAUGUGUUCUUCUUGGGGUUAGCUGUGGUGCAAACAUUGCAAACUAUGUGGCACAAAAAGCUGUUGAGGCAGGCAAACGUCUGGAUCCAGUCAAGGUGGUGGCACAGGUUUUGAUGUAUCCAUUCUUGAUUGGAAGUGUUCCAACGCAUUCUGAGAUAAAACUGGCAAACUCAUACUUUUAUGACAAGGCCAUGUGCUUACUAGCGUGGAAACUCUUCUUACCUGAGGAAGAGUUCAACCUGGACCACCCUGCUGCCAACCCCCUCAUACCUGGUAGAGGACCACCUCUAAAGCUCAUGCCUCCAACACUCACAAUCGUAGCAGAACAUGACUGGAUGAGAGACAGAGGCAUUGCUUACUCUGAGGAACUCCGGAAAGUAAAUGUUGAUGCACCUGUUCUGGAGUACAAGGAUGCGGUUCAUGAAUUUGCAACCCUUGACAUGCUCCUCACAACCCCUCAGGCCCAGGCCUGUGCUGAGGACAUUGCCAUCUGGGUUAAGAAGUACAUCUCACUUCGGGGGCACGAGUUCUCUUAUUGAAUUGGAGAACAAAUGCAGAAAUGCCUUAAUAAAAAACACACCAGCACAUCUAAUCUAUUGAAGGAUGAGCAAGGGAACAUCUUGUUCUUAACCGUUACUUGGGUUGGGGAUCCAAGUUAGUAGUUGUCUGUAUCUGGCUGAUUCGGCUUCUGGGUUGUUCAAACAUUUCCCCAUUUAGUGUCGAUGUCCCUCUUUGUAAGAUAGAGAACUUGUCUGAGAGAGUAGGAUUUAGUUGAAUUGUGAGAUGAACCUACAUCCUGUUUCGAGUAAUGCAAUCCACGUUAACAUUUUUAUCCAGUGUAUCGAUUCAAGAUGUACUAUUUCCCGUUAAUAGAGUUGAAUUGAAAUGAAUGUUUGUCUUUCUUCUU